AUGAGUUCAUUUCAGUUUGAACUUGGGGUUCAGUUUGGAACAUCUCUUGAAGCUCCUCAUGUUAUCAACGUGGAAUCACAGCUAUGGGCGGGUGUGAUUCACAGUGGGCCGGGUAAUUACCCAUUGAAUGCCAGUUACAAAACAUGUGAGGGCUAUGGUUUCCAGGAUGCACUUGGAACAUCCCUUGAAAAAAUAUGCAAAGUUGUCCCUGGUGGGUGUUUGGUGUUCUUCCCGAGUUAUAAACUUAUGGACAAAUUACGCAAUCGUUGGUCUUCAAAUAUGUAG
Molecule: messenger RNA, 285 nt
Organism: Lactuca virosa
Lineage: Eukaryota; Viridiplantae; Streptophyta; Magnoliopsida; Asterales; Asteraceae
Source: the annotation of a GenBank genome assembly